Lytechinus variegatus (green sea urchin) is the source of this 2489-nucleotide messenger RNA. RefSeq names its product intraflagellar transport protein 81 homolog. Gene Ontology annotation, biological process: cilium assembly; intraciliary transport. Gene Ontology annotation, cellular component: intraciliary transport particle B; cilium; centrosome. Gene Ontology annotation, molecular function: tubulin binding. The coding region runs from base 177 to 2204 and encodes 675 amino acids. The record is from RefSeq and is a predicted model, not a curated record. The transcript has 14 exons. NCBI's taxonomy places the organism in Eukaryota, Metazoa, Echinodermata, Echinoidea, Temnopleuroida, Toxopneustidae.
ACUGAGCGACGAAAUAGUUUGACUGACGCUCUUCUUCGCGACUAGGAGGGAAAAGGCAAAAUAUAUUUAGUCUGUUUUCUCAACAAAUGUAAAGAUUUCUUCCCCACCAGGAAAGCAUGUGAACAUUCUCUUCUGGCCAUUCUCCUGGAACGACAAUAACCUUCAAGAGAUUCAAGAUGAGCACCCAGCUCAAGUAUGUGGUUGAGCAACUCAACAAAGAUCCUUUUCGGAGGAACUAUAACCUGAUCAGCUUCGAUGCCUUAGAGCCCCUUCAGCUAUUGCAGGUGCUCAAUGAUGUCUUGUCUGAAAUCAACCCCCAGCACAAGCUUGACAUCAGAGAGGAAACACCAGAUGCUACAGCAAUGAGAAUGUUGGCUGAACUCAAAGUCCUCAAAUACAAGCCUUCAGUGGAGCCGGCUACCUUUCGGCAGGGCCUUGUAGCUGGAAACAAGCCUGUGGUCUAUUCAAUAUUGGAAUGGUUAUUCCAAAAGAUGCCCGAGCUGAAGAAGAGGGCGUAUCUAGCCAGGUUUCUUGUGAAGAUUGAAGUACCUGGUGAAAUUCUACAAGAGGAAGCUGUAAUGGAUACAUACACACAGUAUGAGGCGCUGGUCGAUGGCUUCAUGGAGCUUCACAGGACUUCAGAAACACUGAAGACAUCGGGUUUCUCUACGACGGAGAUCAAGAAAGAUAUAUCACAGAUGGAAGAUGAGAAAGAUCAACUCACAAAGAGGAUUGAAAGGCUCAAGAAAAAGGUGGAGACAGUUCCAAAUUAUGAGCAUAUGAUGUCCAUUGCAAGGAAUUUCAGGAAGGAGCAAGAGAGAGAAGCCUCACUGGCACAGCAAAGGCAAGAACAGAAAAACCAGCUUCACCAUGCCGAGCAGAGACUGCAGCGCAUGAAGCAACAGCUCAAAGAUUUAAAGCAGUCUACAGUAGGAGUUUCCGCUGAGGACCUGGUGAAGAAACUUGACGAGGAGAACAAGGUGAACGCUUACAUGUGCGAGGAGAAGCUUCCCAAAGACCUGGAGAACUUGAGGAAAGCCUGUCAAGACCUGGAGAGGGUCGUCAACGAGCCGGCCAUGGGACAAGGAGACCUUGAAGAGAUCCAGAAUCAGAUCAAAGCUGUCAACUCCGAAGUCAAUGGCUUGAUCGAGAAGCGAAUGAUGAGCAACGACCCCAAGGAUGACAAGCUCUCCCUCUUCCGCCAACAAGCCUCCAUCAUUGCCAGAAAGAAGGAAGGUCGAGCGGAUGCCCUGAGAGAGGCCAAGGAAGAGCUAAUACAAGCCAAGCAGGAGCUCGCAGAGAAGAGGGAGUCGGCGAAAAAUCUGGAAGGGGAGGAGGUCUUGAAAGGAGAUGAAUUCAAGCGAUAUGUUAACAAGCUGCGUGGCAAGAGCACAGAUUACAAGAGGAAGCGUCAGGAAUUGGCAGAAUUGCGUGCUGAGCUAGGUGUCCUCUCUCGGACAGAGGAAGUCCUCAAGCAACGAGAUGAACAGAUACAGCAUCGCCUGUCCAAAUUGGAAGCGAAGAAGGGUGUGGCUGGUUACCACGACACCCAAGAGGAGUUAGAGAAAGUAUCUACAAUCAAGAGUGAAUUAGAUGAUGUCAAAGGUCGCACACUGGAAGACAUGUCACAGCUGGUACAAAAGUUGAAUACGAGCAUAGCGUCCAAGAAAGCGAACCUGGCACCCAUCAUUAAGGAACUGCGCCCUCUACGUCAGCAGGCACAGGAGAUGCAGGUGGUAUAUGACGACAAGAAGACAGCAUAUGACACCAAGGCAGCUGGGCUGGAAAGCAACCGUUCAAAGCUUGAGCAGGAGGUGAGAGCUUAUCGUGAGGAGUGCAGUCAGGAGGAGAGCCGGUAUCACUACCUUCAUUGCAUGCUGCAGAUUGUCGAGAUGCAGAACCAGCGGGUCGCCAGCGAGAUGAAGGCGUACACCUCGGCCGAUCAGAUGGAGAAGAAGAAAGCUUUCAGGGAUCAGUACACACGCAAGCUACAAGAGCAAGAAAAUCUGGGCAAGAGUUUACGUGAGAAGCAGAAGGCGGUCAAGGAGAGCCACGGACCAAGCAUGAAACAGAUGAAGAUGUGGGGCGACUUCCAGCUCCUCAUGGAAUGCAAGAAGAGAUGUUUCCUCAGCCAGAGGCAGGACCAGGACGCCGGGAGGAUAGUCAGGGAUGAGGCGGCCAACGAGGAGAGGCUCGUUCUCUAGGACAUCGUCAUCCAAGGGUAACAAAUAAUGAUAUUCAGGACCACAUUCUGUUUGACCCAAUAAUCUUUAAUAAAGAGUCCCUGAAAGAUUUUAAAAAUACAUUCAAUGUAAAGAGAAAUAAAAUAAUAAUAAUAAUAUAGGAUAUUUAUCUUGCGCACAUAUCCACCUUGUUAGGUGCUCAAGGCGCUCCUAUAUUACCUGGCUACACACUAAGCUACACACUAAGUGGCCAUUUACAUUGUAUGGCAGGAGUAUCUUUUAUUAAACAUAUUAGAAAGGUUUGAA